CAAAUGUCAAAAGUGCGUGAUUUGAUAGGUUAUGUUUUGUUGUUGUUUUAAGUGUUCAUAAGUAUUAAAGUAUAUUUAAAUAGUAAUAGUAUAGUUUAAAGUAACAAAUAGUUCAGCAAUUUCCCUAAGAGACAGAUUUUACAUAAUGUUGGGGUACUCCAAUGUCGGAAUUCCUGAUAAAUCCUGGCAGCCACCGGUGGCGGUCCUAGAGACUACAAUGGGCACAAUAAUAGUCGAAAUGUAUUGGAAACAUUCACCAAAUACGUGCAGAAACUUCAUGGAACUAGUACGAAGAGGUUAUUACAAUAACACGAAAUUCCAUAGAGUUAUAAGAGAUUUUAUGAUACAAGGCGGAGAUCCUACGGGAACGGGGAAAGGUGGUCAAUCGAUUUAUGGUCCGACGUUCGAUGAUGAGAUAACGAAUGAUCUGAAACAUACUGGAGCUGGAAUUUUGUCUAUGGCAAAUGCUGGACCUUCUACCAAUGGAUCUCAAUUCUUUAUAACAUUAGCUCCUACACAGUGGUUAGAUGGCAAACACACAAUAUUCGGGAGAGUGCAGGGCGGUAUGCCUGUUGUCAAACGAAUAGGCUUAGUGGAGUGUGACAAAAAUGACUGUCCUGUUGAUGAUGUUAAAAUCGAAAGAGCUUAUAUACCAAAAUAAAAAUAAUUUUUUACCCCUUA
This is a messenger RNA of Papilio xuthus (Asian swallowtail), 681 nucleotides long. RefSeq names its product peptidyl-prolyl cis-trans isomerase-like 1 Cypl (gene Cypl). Gene Ontology annotation, biological process: protein folding; protein peptidyl-prolyl isomerization. Gene Ontology annotation, cellular component: catalytic step 2 spliceosome. The transcript has a single exon. NCBI's taxonomy places the organism in Eukaryota, Metazoa, Arthropoda, Insecta, Lepidoptera, Papilionidae. Gene Ontology annotation, molecular function: peptidyl-prolyl cis-trans isomerase activity. The record is from RefSeq and is a predicted model, not a curated record. Bases 146 to 661 code for a protein of 171 amino acids.